This is a messenger RNA of Colletotrichum destructivum, 2552 nucleotides long. RefSeq names its product Putative dTDP-4-dehydrorhamnose reductase family, rmlD-like substrate binding protein. Gene Ontology annotation, biological process: S-adenosylmethionine biosynthetic process. Bases 1364 to 2257 code for a protein of 297 amino acids. The transcript is spliced from 3 exons. Gene Ontology annotation, cellular component: methionine adenosyltransferase complex. Lineage: Eukaryota; Fungi; Ascomycota; Sordariomycetes; Glomerellales; Glomerellaceae. The record is from RefSeq and is a predicted model, not a curated record. Gene Ontology annotation, molecular function: methionine adenosyltransferase regulator activity.
CAGAGCUCUCCCAUCUCAGUCGUUCCCCAAUCGAGGGCCCGAGCAUCCGAACCACGGGCGGAAGCCUCUGUCACCCGGUUCUUGGGAUGCUCGAUGGGCGCCGAACACCAUCGAGCUUCCUCCAAAUCCAACACAACAAGGCAUGCCGCGGCCAAGACCCUGGAGCUUCCGACGAGGUGGUCCCCCUUUGCGGCUCCGUGUUUCUGUCUCCACCACGGCCGACACUCAGGCGGUAUUGAAAAGGGCGUCGACCCUCUCUCUCUUUGCUCCGGUCCUGUCGUGCAGUGCCUGUCUCUCUCGUACCACACUGCCCCCGAUCGCCACCGCCUUGUGUCCCAAGGGAGGAGAACAUCUUGCGGUGAGCCUCCGACGGCAAAAUGUCUCACUUCUUGCAUCCCCAAGGGAGCAACGAGCCUCUCUUUCUCGCUCUCUCUGUCUCUUUCUUUCUCCCAACCCGUCUAGCCUGCUUCAACCUAGGCCGUAGCUCUCUGCGAUACUUGUCCUGAAGCCCGCUGCGGCACCGUGUAGCAAGUCGCUACUUUCUCCUCUUGUCUCUUGCUAACAAUCCACGCACAACAGUCACCACCCGCGAGAGACGAGAUGAUGCUGGGGCCGAGACGGCGUCGACCGAAAUAGCUGUCUGCCGUCCGAAAGCACCAGCCAUCAAAUCAACCUGGAACAUAGCUCCCGGUAAGCUUCGUACUCGAGGUACGUAAGUUGCACUACGGGGCAGCACUCCGACCGUGGUACCUGUCCAGUCGUCCCGAAGGUGGGGGUGGAAACGUCGCUGCGGUUGCUACUAUUACCGGCGGUGCACACACUUUACAUCCAUCCAAGACCGGAAGCGGACGGGAGGGGAGGGGAGUGGAGGGGAGGUCGAGACCGCAGCUGAUAUGCAGAUAGUACGACUCGUACCUGAACCCAAAAUCAAAGUCUCUCCCUCCUCUCUGGAAUCUCCCUUGGGUCGCAGCACCUGCCACGCCGAACCCCAGAUAAAUAAUCCGUCUCACACCUUCCCUUUCCCAGAGACCGGCGCCUUGUCUUACAAAUUACUCUAUUUGACCCUUUCUUCUUCCGCCCCCUCCCCCUUCUGUAUCUUUCCAUCUCACUCAGCUGCGUCUUCUCCCUUGCCAGCUAUCUCCCACCCAUAUAAGACCUCUCCGCCCGACUAUAUCUCUACCGAUACACGACUCGCAACUUACACCAUCCCAGCUCAGCCGAAACCUUACAGAGAGUCCCGCCCAAGCCCCCUCUUCAACGGCGGCCCGACAUCGAAAUCAAUAAUUGGAAAAGGACACAAUCUCCAACAACCCCAACUUCAACAACAUCAACAGCAUCGGCAUCAUCAGCAGCCAUCGUCACAAUGGCCUCCAACGGACACUCUGCGAACCGCUUCCUGAUCUGGGGUGGCAAGGGUUGGGUUGCGAACCACCUCAAGGAGCUCCUCGAGAAGGACGGCAAGGAGGUCUACACCACUACCGUCCGCAUGGAGGACCGCGAGGGCGUCCUCGCCGAGCUCGACAAGGUCAAACCCACCCACGUCCUCAACUGCGCCGGCUGCACGGGCCGUCCCAACGUCGACUGGUGCGAGGACAACAAGGAGGCGACGAUGCGCUCCAACGUCAUCGGCACCCUGAACCUCACCGAUGCCUGCUACCUCAAGGGCAUCCACUGCACAGUCUUCGCCACCGGCUGCAUUUACCAGUACGACGAUGCCCACCCCAUUGGCGGCGCCGGCUACCUCGAGACCGACCCUGCCAACUUCAAGGGCAGCUUCUACUCUGACACUAAGGGCCACGUCGAGGAGGUCAUGAAGCACUACACCAACUGCCUCAUCCUCCGCCUGCGCAUGCCCGUCAGCGACGACCUGCACUCGCGCAACUUUGUUACCAAGAUCGCCAAGUAUGACCGGGUCGUCGACAUCCCUAAUAGCAACACGAUUCUUCACGACCUCCUGCCCGCUUCGAUCCUCAUGGCCGAGCACAAGGACACGGGCAUCUACAACUUCACCAAUCCGGGCGCCAUCUCGCACAACGAGGUGCUCUCCCUGUUCAAGGAGAUUGUGCGCCCCAGCUUCACGUGGAAGAACUUCUCACUCGAGGAGCAGGCCAAGGUCAUCAAGGCCGGCCGUAGCAACUGCAAGCUCGACACGACGAAGCUGGAGAAGAAGCUCAAGGAGUACAACUACACGGUGCCUGAGAUCCACGAGGCGUACCGCGGCUGCUUCGAGCGUAUGAAGGCCAACGGUGUCGAGUAGAUUGACUGAGGCGAGGUCGCGUUCGCCGUAUAUGGGAAAUGGUGGAUGUAGAGCAGAAAUAGGAGGUGGGGGGGAAACAAACCAAAAGACAGAAGAGCCUAUCAGGUUGCUAAUCGAAAUGCGAAGCAGUUGAAAGAAAAGCAUGAAUUUGAAUGCCGAAAUGCCGUGGGUUGAUGUCAGGUGCUAAUGUCAAGCGCCGAAGAGUGUGCUACCUGUGUGAGUCGAGUCGGUGACCCGGUGCAGCCAGUGUGGAGCUCAUUCAUCUCGGCGUUGUCCGGUGUGUUGAGCUGAGAAG